AUCGCACUUAUAAAUGAUUAAUCAACCAUAGAUUUAGGAUGGUAAAUUAUGCCCACUGAUUUAAACAACCAAAUUAGAAGCACAAAAAGGCUCUCCUCCUACUCUCACUCUCUCACCCUCGUUUACAAACAUAAUACCAAUCCCAUAUUUGAUGUUUCCCUCCACACAAAUAAUUCACCUUCUUCCUCCACCACUACCUGUGACCUGUCACGGUUGGUUCAGGCGGCCGUCCCGCCGCUGCUCCACCGUGGCCCCCCGCCCCCAACAUCCAUCUCAAAAAUGGGUGAGCCCAAGACCAAUCAAUCCAUGAUUGUUCCAUUGCCAUUGCCGCCUCUCAAACCCACAUCACCACGCCCAACGCCGCUGUGGAAGAAACGGAGAGCCCUGUUGAAACAGCUAUCCUUGAGCGAGAGCCCCCAGAAUGUUGCCUGGGAGAGGAGGCGCCGUCUCAAUCUCAUAAAAGAAAAGAAGAAGAAGAAGAAAGAUGAAUCUGGCUCUGCAGCAACUGAUGAGUUGUCGGAAGAUCUCAAAGAGCUCAAAGGUUGCCUGGAGUUAGGGUUUGGGUUCAAUGAUGAUGAAGGCGGUCAACGGUUGACCAACACCCUACCCGCCCUUGAUAUUUACUUCGCCGUCAACAGGCUCGGCAGCCCUAACGGCGGUAACGUCUCACCGGGACCUAAACUUGACGUGAUAGGUUCACUGUCGUCAAAAUCAGGAACAUCGUCGUUCGGCAAUGAAGAUCCAUGGAAGAUUUGUAGCCCAGGAGAAGAUCCGCAGCAGGUCAAGGCAAAGUUGAGGCACUGGGCACAAGCGGUUGCUUGUUCCGUGAUACAGUCUUCUUGAAGAAGCAAAGAUGGGGGAGGGAUACAACCACACACUCGAAUCAAAUGAGAAUACAGAAUUUAGAGCUAUAGAUUCUCACUUGAGACAAGUUGAAUGGCGAGAUCCUGAUCAUCGACAUCAAAGUGUUGAUGAUUGUCUGAGUAAAUCUGGUGGAUCUCAGGGGAUCAAGUGAACUCAAUCAAAUUAUGUAAGAAUCACAGAGAUGCUGUAAACUAUGAAGCUAAUAUACGACCACAAUUUGUUUACAAAACUUAUGAAGCUCUAUAUACCAACGAAAAUUGAUGAAAAAUGAAUGCGACAGGCGAAUCAAAAUCCAGAACUAGACGCUAAUGAAAUAUGAUAUACUAUUAAUAAUAUGAAAUCGGAGAUUGAAUAGGUGUUUUUCAACCAAAAGUCAUGAAUCAAUCAAUAUAUUCAAAUUCAUCUUCCUUGAGGUGUGCGAAGAACUUCACAGGAGAGUCGCCGCGACCUUCAAGUUUCUCGAAGAACUCAAUCUUGUAAGGAAAAUUAGCCGAAAUGUGUUUCCCUUUCCAAACGGAGAUGUUAUCUUUGAUUUUGCCUUCCUUCCCAUUCAACUCUACUUCCGAUACUUUAGGUAUAUGAUAAACCUUCAACGGCACUUUAACCCUAACCCUAGCUCCGAUCUUCGCCUUAAUUCCUUCUUCUUCUUCAGAAGUGGACGCCGCCGUUGGAUUGUCAACGAUCGCCGUGGAGUCCGACGCCGCUGCUUUGAUCCGUAGACGCAGAUUCGAUCUUUUGUUGUUGGUGAUUCUACGAGUUAGAGAGCAAUCACAAGCGGGAGCACAUAAAAAGGGGGAAAUUACACGAUUAUUGGCGGUGGAUGGAGGUAAAUUGAUUGACGUUGCGGUGGAGAAUAUCGCCGGAGAUGUCAUUAUUAAUUUGCCGAUUGGGUUAUGGCACUUGUCAACUGCUAAAGGUUUUAGGGCAGAGGAUUUUAUUAUCCGUUAAGGUGAGGUCUCAGAUUUAUAUGGUUAUGGAAGAAAGAGGAAAGUUCGAAU
Molecule: messenger RNA, 1862 nt
Organism: Lactuca virosa
Lineage: Eukaryota; Viridiplantae; Streptophyta; Magnoliopsida; Asterales; Asteraceae
Source: the annotation of a GenBank genome assembly